Messenger RNA from Staurois parvus, 336 nucleotides. Lineage: Eukaryota; Metazoa; Chordata; Amphibia; Anura; Ranidae. The record is from the annotation of a GenBank genome assembly.
CUGCGGACACAGUACAGAUGACCAGAGACUGCGGACAUAUUACAGGGGAUGACCAGAGACUGAAGACAGUUAAGGGGAUGACCAGAGACUGAAGACAGUACAGGGGAUGACCAGAGAUUUCGGACACAGUACAGAUGACUAGAGAUUGCAGACAGUACAGGGGAUGACCAGAGACUGCAGACAGUACAGGGGAUGACCAAGAGACUGCAGACAACAGUACAGGGGAUGACCAAGAGACUGCAGACAGAACAGGGGAUGACCAAGAGACUGCAGACAGUACAGGGGAUGACCAAGAGACUGCAGACAGUACAGGGGAUGACCAAGAGACUGCAGACA